CCACCACCGUGCGCACACCGUCCACCCGUCGAUCCAUUCGAAAACGCCCCGAAAAUACACGAGUCCCCAUACCCACACCGCACAGCGCCGCCGCCGCACUAGCCGUUGCCUCGCGCGGCGCAGGCGCUGGCGAGCAGCGAAGAGGGCGGAUCCCGAGGCCCGGCCGCGAGGCAGAAGGAGGAGAAGGAGGGGGAGGAGACCAGAGAUGGCGUCGAGGACUGCGUCCAAGGACAUCAUCACGCUGCGGGGCUCCGCCGCCAUCGUCAGCGAGUUCUUCAGUUACGCGGCGAACAGCAUCCUGUACAACCGCGGGGUGUACCCGGAGGAGAGCUUCAACAAGGUGAAGAAGUACGGGCUCACCAUGUUGCUCACGCAGGACGAGGGGGUCAAGGCCUUCAUCGCCGGCCUCACUUCCCAGCUCUCAGAGUGGCUGGAGGCCGGGAAACUGCAGCGGAUAGUGCUGGUGAUCAUGAGCAAGGCCACCUCCGAGGUGCUCGAGCGGUGGAACUUCAACAUCGAGACCGACGCCGAGGUCGUCGAGAAGGAGGCGAUCAAGGAGAAGAGCGACAAGGAGAUCAUGAGGGAGAUCCAGGCCAUCAUGCGCCAGGUCGCGUCCUGCAUCACCUACCUCCCCUGCCUCGAGGAGCCAUGCGUGUUCGACGUGCUGGCCUACACCGACACGGACGUCGACGCGCCCGGCACCUGGGUCGAGAGCGACGCCAAGCUCAUCAGCAACCCGCAGAUGGUGAAGCUGCAUUCGUUCGACACCAAGAUUCACAAGGUGGACACGCUGGUCUCGUACAAGAAGGACGAGUGGGAUGAAGACGAGUGAAGGUUCAGGAGCACGAUGACCCUGCCAUAGCUAGCUUGGCGUGAAGGUUGUGUGAAUCGUUCAUUCACGUCUAGGCGCGUACUAUACUAGUCCACUCUACUACUACUACUUCGGAGGAAUCUACUGCUUUGGGUAGAAAGAGAAGUGAGAAGUUUGUGAUGCUUCUGCCAUUCUUGUGUGUUCCCUGAAAUCUAUGAGCCUCUGAAAGCAUGUAAUCCGGGGCUGAAACUCCCCCUAUAGUGAAUGCAAAACUUUUGUCAUCUUUUGUGUGCUGUUCGAUCACAUAUCACCUGUGUCUGAUCGGCGUUUGUUGGUGAGAUA
Phragmites australis (common reed) is the source of this 1153-nucleotide messenger RNA. RefSeq names its product mitotic spindle checkpoint protein MAD2. NCBI's taxonomy places the organism in Eukaryota, Viridiplantae, Streptophyta, Magnoliopsida, Poales, Poaceae. Gene Ontology annotation, cellular component: nucleoplasm; kinetochore; cytoplasm. The transcript is spliced from 7 exons. Gene Ontology annotation, biological process: mitotic spindle assembly checkpoint signaling. Bases 206 to 832 code for a protein of 208 amino acids. The record is from RefSeq and is a predicted model, not a curated record.